GGAAAGGGGAGGGAAUGUGAGUCAGGGGAGGUGAAAGGGGAAGCCCUUUUCUAUGUCGGAAAAGUUCACUUCACACCCAUUCUACCUAAACAUCGCCUGGACAAAUCUCUGCAUCAUCUCAAGUUUAGCAAAUUAGGACAGUCAAAAUGGCUUUGGUAUCAGAGUUUCUGGGGCAGCUGUCUCUCAAUGUUGGGUCCUGUGAACCCAAAUAUCCCACUGUGGUACCUGCGGCGGACUUCGACCCUGACAGAGAUGCUGCCAGAAUAGAAACUGCUAUCAAAACCAAAGGAGUGGAUGAACAAACCAUCAUUGAUGUCCUAACAAAGCGGACCUACGCACAAAGGAGAGAGAUUGCUUUUGCAUAUGAACGGAGGGCAAAGAAGGACAUGAUCACAGCCCUGAAGGGAGCGCUGUCUGGCUCUCUGGAAGCAGUGAUACUUGGACUGAUGAAGAGCACGUCCCAGUACGAUGCCUCAGAGAUCAGAGGAUCUAUCAAGGGCUUAGGAACAGAUGAAGAAACGCUGAUUGAGAUUUUGUGCUCACGCAGCAAUGAAGAGCUGGUAGACAUCAAGAAGGUCUACAAGGAGCUGUUCAAGACGGACCUGCAGAAAGACGUUAAAGGUGACACUUCUGGCAACUUUGCUAAGCUGCUCUUGGCUCUGGUGGAGACCAAAAGAGCUGAACCAUCUGCUAUUGUAGACUAUGAAAAGAUUGAUGAAGAUGCCAGAGCUCUCUAUGACGCUGGAGUAAAAAUAAAAGGAACUGAUGUUGCGACGUGGAUUUCCAUUAUGAGUGAGAGAAGUGUACCCCACCUGCAAAAAGUGUUUCAGAGGUACAAGAGUUACAGCCCCUACGACAUGCAGGAGAGCAUUGUGAAGGAAGUUAAAGGAGACUUGCAGAAGUCCUUUCUGGUGCUAGCUCAGUGCUUUGAAAACAAACAGCUGUUCUUCGCCAAAAGACUGAAUGAAGCCAUGAAGAGUAAAGGAGCGAAAGAGAAGAUAGUGACCAGAAUUAUUGUGUCACGCUGCGAGGUGGACCUGAAGAAGAUCGGUUCUGAAUACAAGACCAACUUUGGACAGUCUCUGCAAAAGACUAUUCUGGAACACACCAAGGGAGACUACCAGAAGGUGCUGCUCAGCCUGUGUGGACCGGAAGAAUAAAAAUGAAUCAUCAGUAUUUUAAAAGGGCCUCACUUUCCACCACUGGAAAGUUGCAAUGGAAAAGUGGGCUUAUGAUAAUCACACGCCCAUCAUUUUCUGCACACACAUUUGAAUAUAACAUUCACCUGAAGAAUCUCUUUUACUUUUAUUAUAGCAAACGGCAAUAAAUUUGCUUUGUUGUAGUUUU
This is a messenger RNA of Morone saxatilis (striped sea-bass), 1347 nucleotides long. Its product is annotated as annexin A2-like. The record is from RefSeq and is a predicted model, not a curated record. Lineage: Eukaryota; Metazoa; Chordata; Actinopteri; Moronidae. Gene Ontology annotation, molecular function: calcium-dependent phospholipid binding; calcium ion binding; cytoskeletal protein binding. The transcript has 13 exons. Gene Ontology annotation, cellular component: cytoplasm. Bases 147 to 1160 code for a protein of 337 amino acids.